Messenger RNA from Phlebotomus argentipes, 844 nucleotides. RefSeq names its product DNA replication complex GINS protein SLD5 (gene Sld5). The coding region runs from base 135 to 785 and encodes 216 amino acids. Gene Ontology annotation, biological process: double-strand break repair via break-induced replication; DNA-templated DNA replication. Lineage: Eukaryota; Metazoa; Arthropoda; Insecta; Diptera; Psychodidae. The record is from RefSeq and is a predicted model, not a curated record. Gene Ontology annotation, cellular component: GINS complex. The transcript has a single exon.
CAGCAUGGCCACUGACAGCAUGUGGGCUAGGUGCCGUGUCAGCGCGCCACCUAGAGUCACAAUGCGCAUUUCGCGCGGGAAGCGUGGAUUUCUGAGGUUGUUUUGCUUGGCUGUGUUUACAUUUUUGAUGGGCGAUGGAAGACUCUGAGCCUCUGGACCAAAUUGGGUAUGAGAGUGGUGAGGAUGAGCAGCCAAUAACUGCGCAGAAAGUGCUGGAGAUUCUGGAGAAGGCUUGGCUGAACGAGCGACUCUCGCCGAUAAUUCUGCCACACCAGACGGAAAUGCUGGAUCUCAUGCUGAGUCAGCUGGCGUACAUGGAAGAGAGAAUAAAGCAAUUGGACAAGAAUGACUUCCGCUCUGUGGCACAUCGGAUGGAGCUGGAGAGGAUUCGGUACAUCAUUGCGAGCUACUUGCGCUGCAGACUCAGCAAGAUUGAGACAUUCACGCAGGCCAUCAUAAAGGACGAGGAAUCUCGGAGUCAAGCGGAGAAGAGACUGUCCGAGGAGGAAACAGUCUUUGCCAGGGAAUACCUGAGCAACAUGGAGACACACUUCCAGCAGCUUGUCCUUCGGCACAUGCCGCGCAGCUUCCCGGACGAUCCGCGGAGGAGAAUUGUGCAGCCCAACUUGAACAGUCACGUCUUCAUCCGGGCGGCGGAGAAUGUGGAUUCUGUGGUGCUGCGAGACGACGAGGAGGAAGUGGAUCUGGAGCAGGGAUCUCAGCACAUUGUGCCGUUCAACUUGGUGGCUGAUCUCGUGGUGAAGGGGAAAGUGGACUUGAUAUGAAUCCUUACCAUUUAUUGUGCCUUACAUGUAUAGAUUAGACUCUGAUGUCUUGAUAUUGA